AUGCAGAUCUCUCAGCUUCUUCUCGCAACCGGCCUCUUCGCCUCCUCCAUCUUGGCUGCCCCUGUCACCAGCUCCAAUUGGACCAUACUAGACAUGAAGCGCGUUUGCAAUGGUGAAAACACCUCCUGCACCUGGACCUUCGGCAUCAACUCCGGUUUAGACAUUACCGACUGUACCUUUAUCGUGGAGGCCACCGAUGCCUCUCACGCUAACGGAGGCCCGAGUACAUGCGGCGCAUACACCGUCAGCUCAGGCUGGAGCGGCGAGUUUGAUCCUACCAACGGCUUCACUACCUUGUCCGUUGCCAAUGAAGAGACCGGCCAGAUAAUCUGGCCUGCCUACACCGACGAGCAGCUUGCAGACGGAAACGUCGUCAAGCCCGACCAGAGCUACCCUCCCACUGCUUUCCCUUGA
This is a messenger RNA of Penicillium mononematosum, 414 nucleotides long. RefSeq lists its product as uncharacterized. The record is from RefSeq and is a predicted model, not a curated record. Bases 1 to 414 code for a protein of 137 amino acids. The transcript has a single exon. NCBI's taxonomy places the organism in Eukaryota, Fungi, Ascomycota, Eurotiomycetes, Eurotiales, Aspergillaceae.